AUGGUGACGGCGCUGUUCCAUAAGCCUCACGAUCGCCAGUUUAUUAUCGAUCUGGAGAACUCGAUAGUAUCGUUUAUUGAGUCUAACGCAGAGUCCUACGAAUUGAGGCCGAUGAAUUCGUAUUACCGAUUACUAUCGCAUCAGAUUGCAGAUUACCAUAAUCUGAAACAUACUCUGGCUCGGGCUCCCAGUAAUUAUGUGAUCAUCUUUAAAGGUGCCGGCUUCCAACGACUCAGCGGUAAACCGCUCUUGCAAGAAUUGGAACCAGUCUCUAGCACAUUUGAAAGUCUGCAACAUUCGCAAGAGGCGAAAAGCUCAAAGAAGUACAAAAUACUGAAAAGAAUCGAAGGCCAAGAUGGCAGCACAAGUCCAAGUUUGGCUGACAGUGAGAUAUCUAGUACCGGGCCUUCAAGCGAUUUUGACGGCUCCAAGGCCGAUCUAGAGCUGCAGAGGAUCGAGAGAGAAAGGCAGUAUGAGCAAAAAAAGCAGGAGAUCUUUGAUACGCCACAUAGAGAGGAAGUGUCACCGGACAAGGAUGAAGAGGGAAGUUCACCACAGCCCAGUCAAUUUGAGACGUCGCGCUACCGAUUUCAUAACAUCGACAGCCCGCCACCGCCUCAACCACGAUACAAUAACAGGCGGAAGAAGGCCAAUCAUUAUAAUGGGAAUAAGGAUAGACGAAAUAUCAACGACAGCAAGUUCAGUCACAAGGAGUAUCGUGGCGCUCCCGGGGUGCCAUACAACAUGGGCUACAUGAUGUAUCCGACGGCAACGAUGGGUUCUGGUCAGGGACAUCACCCGCUGCUCCCAAUGCUUUAUCCAGCACCAUUUCCAAUGGAUGGCAACAACGGGUAUGUCCCUCCGUUCAUGUAUCAACCUGUAACAAACGGCAUGGUGGGUCCCAAGGGACCAAUGCCUGCCAGUUAUAUGGCAUUCCCACCGCCGUUCCACUAUAGUCAACACGCGCCAAACUACCAAACCAUGCCUCCGGAAGUGCAGAAUCGCAAAUACUCGCAGGUGAGCUCAGAGGAACCGGGUUCCAGCUCCACAAGCUCCAGCAAUCCCGACAUACAGUCGCGAACCGGAAAGCAGAAGGCAGAUCACAACAGCAUACGAGCAGAGAACGGGGUGAUAGAUUCAGCUAUAGACGAGGCAGCGAAUGGCAUUGGAAAUCUUUCUGUUUGA
This is a messenger RNA of Torulaspora globosa, 1185 nucleotides long. RefSeq names its product Rbs1p (gene RBS1). Gene Ontology annotation, biological process: galactose metabolic process. The record is from RefSeq and is a predicted model, not a curated record. Bases 1 to 1185 code for a protein of 394 amino acids. Gene Ontology annotation, molecular function: nucleic acid binding. NCBI's taxonomy places the organism in Eukaryota, Fungi, Ascomycota, Saccharomycetes, Saccharomycetales, Saccharomycetaceae. The transcript has a single exon.